ACGCGUUGGCGUGGGGUCUGUCCUUCGCCAGCUUCCGUACCACCACCAGGAAACUACUGCUACAGCUGUUCAAUUCAUUUUCUGCACUCGGACGUUUACCCUCUCGUCUGCCGUAUUGCUAAGAUUUAAAGGACUUUAUUCAAAAUGAAGAAAAGACCUGAAGGCAAAGCUGGUGCUGCUAAAAAGGAAGCAGAAGAUGGACAACGCAGCACAGCCGAGGUUAAAAGCCAACUUUCUCACAGUUCUGUGCUCAUGAACAUUGGAAAGUGUUUGCUUUUAUUCAUCAUCAUCCCUCCAUUCCUCAACUAUGCAUCACUGCAAAGAGAAGGACAGACGCUGCUGCCAAAAGAUGGCCAGAUGGUAGAUGUCGGCUUGGGUCAAAGAAUGCAUCUUUUAUGUAAAGGACAGGGAAAACCAGUUGUUAUACUAGAUGCACCAACUGGAAUGUCAUCAGACAUUUGGUUUUAUGUCCAAGAGAGUGUCGCCACAUUGACAAAGGUUUGUACCUAUGACCGAAUGGGGCUGGGAUUUAGCAAACGUCUGAUGCAGAAUGAAACCACAGGAACUGAGAAGUUUUGGGGGAUUUCCACAACUGGACGGAUGGUGGAUGAUCUGCACCGUCUGUUGCUGGCUGCUGGGAUCGCCGUGCCCUUCAUAUUGGUUGGCUCGGAGAUAGGCACACUCAACAGCAGGUUCUACAGUCACAUACAUGAUGUGCAUGUGACAGAUCUGGUGUUGAUUGAUCCUAUCCCAGAGGACAUUUUUGAAGAGGAGCAGUGGAAAGAGUACUGGUAUGGUAAGCUGCUGCCGUCCCUUCAAGCCAAGCAGUUUUCAGCAGCUUCCGGGCUGAGCCGCUUGCUGAUUAUCCUGGGAGCCAUUGAACCAACUAUCAAAGAAAAUGUCUCUGAGGAGAUCAUCCAGAGGCAGAAAUACCUUUUAAGUAACCCUGCCCAUCAGAGUAGUGCUGUGGAUGAACAUUACUUUCUGAAUGAAAGUGCAGCUCAAGUAAGGGACAUCACGCGAUAUAAGCCUCUCUCCAGCAGGACCUCAGUAAGCGUGAUCACUGGGGAUUCCUUUGACCAGCAAAUCCCACAUCACCUAAAUCAAAUGGUAUCCAAGCUUCAAAAGAAGUUUCUGGAGGAGUCCUACCCAUCAGUCGAUCACAUUCACAUAAAAGGAGUAGACCGUCGAAUGAUCUACAAGAAGCCAUCUGCCAUCAGCCAGUACCUCAGGAAGCUAGUCAACCAGCGACAAGCCAAACAGCACAGCCAGUGACCCGUGGCCAAGAUAAAUAGGAAAUAUACUUAGGCAGAACCAUAGAUAAAAAUUUCAUAUAAUUACCCUGUAAAACAUUCAAGAUAUGUUUUUCUUUUCCCUCCAGCGUAAUGUAGAGAUUAUCUGUAAGACCAGUGAGGUUCAUAAUGUAGUCAAUUUCACAUUUUCUUCAACUGUUUUGCUCUGUUGCAAGCGUCAAUUGAGGAUAGCUGGAGGGGAUUCAGCUUGAUAAAAUAUUUGCUGUCUUGGACUGAGAAAAUCUUAUCAUAUAGGUUGUUAUUUCAGACUCUACCUGGUUGGCCACGACCAAAGACGAGCAUUUUUCUAAUCAUUGGAAAGGCCACACACUUCACUGCUAAACCUGAUACUUUCAUAUCAUGCAGUUGUCUUAAUAUUCAAAAAUGUAAUAACCAUAGGGUAGUGUACGUAUAUGUAUAUAAAACGUCUACACACC
Messenger RNA from Phyllopteryx taeniolatus (common seadragon), 1729 nucleotides. RefSeq lists its product as uncharacterized. NCBI's taxonomy places the organism in Eukaryota, Metazoa, Chordata, Actinopteri, Syngnathiformes, Syngnathidae. The record is from RefSeq and is a predicted model, not a curated record. The transcript is spliced from 11 exons. Bases 145 to 1275 code for a protein of 376 amino acids.